Molecule: messenger RNA, 429 nt
Organism: Aplosporella prunicola CBS 121167
Lineage: Eukaryota; Fungi; Ascomycota; Dothideomycetes; Botryosphaeriales; Aplosporellaceae
Exons: 2
Coding region: 1-429 (142 amino acids)
Source: RefSeq, a predicted model, not a curated record
AUGCCGCUUACUACGGCGUUGGUGGUGCGCGGCGGCGGUGGUGGUGGCGGUGGCGUAGCAGGCGCGUGCGUAGGCGCGUUCGAUUACGGGGUUUGGCUGGUGCGAUGGGACGGAAGUAGGCAUGGGCUGGUCGACUGUUCAAGGUUCCACGCGCGUUGUGCCAAGAGCGUUAGGAAGCUGUACCGCGACGCCAAGGUCCGGAGGGGGGGCUUGGGCGUUGGCGGCCGAGGAGAUGAUGCCUCGAGCCUGCGCGAUCUCGGCCUCCCGAUGCCAGAAGACUACGUGCAGGGCUUAAUGGGUAUCUGGGCCGCCACCGAGAGCGACAUCGUGUAUCUGACGGAGCUUAACGCGGACAAGAUGGUUGCGCCGGAGGAGGUGCGGCGGCGGCGGAGGCGGCGAGGGCGGCGGAAAGGGAGAAGAAGAAGAUGA